AAAAAAAGGAAAAAGGAAAAACACGAAAACAGGAGAAGAUGAAGGAAAGGUUGCGCCGCUGCGGUCCAAGUCCAACAGGCUACCACCUGCCGAGCUCAGAGAGAGCAAAGGUCAGUAACAGUCCAUUCACAGUCCCUCCCAUUCUCUAACUCAAACGGAGCACCUGGAUUAGGGUUUUGAGCUCGAUCUGCUCCGAUCUGGCCUUAACAACUCCACAUUGUCACAGAUCUGACUUGCUCUACAAUCAAACAGUCAGCAUUGAAGAAAGCUUCUGCAUAUUUCUCACUCCUUUUGUUUCUCCUUUGGCUUCUCUCUAGCGAGAGAUAAAGUGAAGUUAUGAUUCAGUUUUGGGGACUGUAACAUCUUGCAACAGAAGAGGUGGUGGAAAUGAGUGAGACACUGGCAAUUGGUUUUGUUGUGAAUGAAUGGAAUGAUGAUUGGUUGAGGAGGAUAAUAGUGUGAGAGAGAUGCCACCUUCUCCGGCAGCCUCGAUGAGGUGCUCCCCUCCGGUUGGGAGGUCGAAGGCAGUGGAGCACCACAAGCGUGGACGCAGCCUUGAGGGAGGCCUUCACUUGAUGAAAGGGGACAAAGACGAUGACCUCGCCUUGUUCAAUGAUAUGCACACAAGGGAAAGGGACAACUUCCUCCUCCCUUCUGCAGAUGAUUUUGAGGACUCUAUAUCGAUGAAUUUGAGGUACUUCUCAGACUUCAAGCUUGGCAUCUCCAUACCAGCUAGGGGUGAGAGCAGUGAUCUUCUCAACGCGGAUGGCAAUAAAAAUGACUAUGAUUGGCUUUUAACUCCUCCAGACACCCCACUUUUUCCAUCCUUGGAUGAUGAGACACCGCCUGUGAAUCUUCCCCUACGUGGAAGACGUAGAAGCGAACCUAUUGCCAUUUCAAGAUCAGCUACAAUGGAGAAGAGCUACAGGAGGAAUAGUCGGAGUAGUGCAAGCCCAAACCGCUUGAGCCCAUCACCUCGGUCAGGCACCAGCACCUUUCAAUCGAGAGGGAGGCCCUCUUCAGCUCCUACUACGAGUGUGAGUCCAGUUCUAAGGUCUUCAACACCGUCAAGAAGACCUACUACUCCGCCCAACAAGCCAGCAACAACACUUCCAAGAUCCUCGACUCCAACGUUCCGAAGGAUGAGCACGGGGUCAAGCACUGGUAAUCCAUCCACUUCAGGGAGGAGGGGACCCUCACCUGGAAAGCCAAAUCGUGGGAAUUCUGCUUCUCCAAAACUAAGGGCAUGGCAAUCAACUCUCCCUGGCUUCUCCUCUGAUCCACCUCCAAAUCUUCGUACUUCUUUAUCUGACAGACCAUCGUCUCAUGUGAGGGGCUUGUCACCUGCUUCAAGGAGUAGUAAUGGGAGGGAUGCUUCUGCAAGAUUUGGGAGGCAAUCGAAGUCACCAACUACUUCUAGGAGUGCUAGCUCUUCACACAGUCAUGAGCGUGACCACUUCAGCUCUCAGAGUAAGGGCUCUGCAGUGUCAUCAUGUGAAGAUGAUGUGGAUUCUUUGCAAUCUGGUUUUUCAGGCAAGCAUGCAAUCUCUUCGGCCUCUUCGGAUCAUGUACCUAGAAGGAAAUAUGAAGCAUUUUCUAAUAAUAAAGGCUUGACCUAUCCAAAGAAGCCAUCGGCAACACUAUCAAACUCUGCCCCAAAGCGAUACUUCAAUUCCACCAUGCGACAAAUGGAUCAUAGCAAGAGUCCACAAGGCAUGUUCAGGCCACUCCUCUCAAGUGUCCCAACUUCUACUUUCUAUGUUGGAAAAGCGACUAAUUCGCAGCGGCCUUUGAUCUCUAUGAAUUCUUCAGUGACGACAAGCAGUAAUGCGAACUCAGAUCAGGGUGCAAGUAUUGCUCCUGAUUUAGAAGCCAGCGAUCAUGAUCAGGAUGAUCAAGAGAGAAAUGAAUGGGGCAAGGCGUUAUUUCCUAAUAAUGCUCAAGAGGAAGUAUUUGUUUUUGAUAAAGUAGAAGGGCUUACUGAAGACCAUAGUCAUGACAACAUGCUGCAUGGAGUCAAUUCAGAGGUUCAUGAGAUUAUUUUACAGACAAAUCCCACCACGAGCGACGUUGACACACAUGAUGAUGUUGAUGGUGAUGGCUGCACUGUUCUUGAAGUUGAUUCGAGAGACCCACAAAAGUUUGAUGACAUUGCUGAAGGUAUACCCAUCUUGGACAUUGUAGGCGUUAAAAAUGCUGCGCCUUGUGGUGAGGUGGUUAAUUCUUGCUCCAUUUCUGGAACAGCAAGAGAUAUGGAUGAGACUGCGCCUGCUUGCCUAGAGUUGGAAGAUAAGAAUGCAUUUCCUCAGAAGGCUACUUGUCCUAAGGAUGCUAAAUAUCAGCAAGAGACUCCUGGGGAGCAGGUAACAGAAGUUCCCCUUGUCCAACCUGUUGGAGAGGCAGGUCAUCAACUUCCUGUUGGUUAUUUGGCUGGGAAUAUUGAAAGAGAAGCUUCACCAAAUUUAGUGCAUUGCAAAGUGGUUGGGCAUAAAAGGGUGAAUUCUGUCCACUCCAACCAUGAUAUGGGGGAUCUGCAACUGUGCUUUGAAGAGAAUGAUGGUCGGCAAUGCACAAGAGUUGAAGGUCCAGCAGAGGGAACGGGAAUAUCUGUGCUUUUGCUGAAGGGAUUGGGCAGUAGAAAAUGGCCUGUUGUUCAAGGUAGGGUUUUCACUGCAACAAAUAUAUCUUGUGAUGAUCCUACUUAUGUACGGGAUAGUGGUAGCUCUUCCAGGGGUGGCAUUACUGUGCUUGGUGGUGUUUCACCUUCACCUUCAACUGAUUUGGCCUCGACUAGUAGACAAAUGGACACCCGGUUUCAUCGGCAGUUCAGCGCUCGGAGAGAUGCGGAGAACACCGGAAAUGAUCAUAAUGUGAGGCCUCAAAGCUCUAGCUUCAGUGUUUCUGGUGCUUCAAGUAAUUCGUAUGAACCUGAGGUUCACAGAAAGAACAUGUGGCAAGAGAAAUUUGAUGAUUAUGUUCAUGAUAGAGAGUCUGAGCAUUUGGAUGGAACUGAUUUAAGUGAUGAAAAGGAUCUCGGAGUUUUGAAAAAGAUACAUUCUACUAUGCUCGACACCUUUGGUGUGGAACAAAAUAUAACCCAACACACAGAAAGGCACAAAGAGGUAAUGGGGGCCUCUGGCCAUGAAUUAUCUAUCCGUGCACAGAGUCUUCGGUUAGAGGAGUCUUCAAUGCCAAUAACUCAAAAUUUGAUUGAGUAUUGCAUUUCUAUUGGGAAUGGAGAAGACCUAAACAGUGUGAGCAAUAUCUCAGCAACAGAGAAAGAGUUGGUGAACCCAGAUUCCUCAUUCCUGGAGGCAAAUGUUGUACCCGAUAGCAGUGAAUUGACAGUUGAUGUAUCUGACCACAUGCACAGUACCCCUGGUAGGAUGGCAAUUGUGGAUGAAGAUGAGCAUGAGAGUGACACUGGCUCAAGAACUGCCUAUGCCUUGACAAAGAGCAUCCUCGAGGCAUCCCAAGAUUCAUUUUCAUCUGCAGCGGAGCAGAAGAAGGAUAUGGACGCAUCAUCUAUUGUUCUAGAAUUUGAACCUACUGUAAAGAUUGAAGGGCCAAGAGGAUAUCUGUCUAGAAGUUUAACACUGGAAGAAGCAACGGACACCAUAUUGUUCUGCAGCUCAAUUGUUCAUGGUCUUGCGUAUAAGGCUGCCACCAUUGCUAUGGAAAAGGAGACUAAUUCUGUUCCCCUCGAAGGUUCUCGUUCCCAAGUUACUAUCCUUGGUAGAUCAGGUCGUGAUGUUAAAGUUCCAUACAGUGGGAUGGUUGGCAGGCGUACACCAAAAUCCCACAAGCCCAGAUCCCGGCCUAUGGAGUCACCUGAUAAAUCUCCUUCGACGAAGAUGGAAUCUGUUGUCAGUUCUCAAGAAUCCUUUGGUCAUAAUGGAACCCAUCCAAUCCACCACCCCUCUGAUAGUGUUAAACCUCCAAAACUUGAGUCCAAGUGCAAUUGCACAGUCAUGUAAGGGUCUCUCUCACUCUCUCUUUCUCUCUCUCUCUCUCUCUCAGACAAAAGGGAGUGAGUGUAUGUACUUUUAGAGAUUCUAUGUCUGCAGGGUGCCAUGGAAAUGUCCCGCUUGGUUUCUUGCCCUUCCAUUUUUAUUUGUAACAAACACCACCUUGUGUUGGUGAUGUAAUCAUGUAAAAUUGUGCCUUGUAUGCCAGGAGAGGAGUUAUGAGUUUGUGGUUGUUAUUGUUGAUUUAAACAUGUGAAUAGAUUGAUUGAUUCAGAAA
Amborella trichopoda is the source of this 4245-nucleotide messenger RNA. Its product is annotated as RUN/FYVE domain protein. NCBI's taxonomy places the organism in Eukaryota, Viridiplantae, Streptophyta, Magnoliopsida, Amborellales, Amborellaceae. Gene Ontology annotation, biological process: cortical microtubule organization. The record is from RefSeq and is a predicted model, not a curated record. Gene Ontology annotation, cellular component: cortical microtubule.